AAUUUGAACAAAAAUAAUUCAGAACCCGCAUGAUUUCCUUUCUCGUCAACGAGACAAGACAACCAAACUAUAAAACAGGGAGAUCUCUCUCUCUUAAUCUCUCUAUCUCUCGUUGUAUUAAAGAAACAAGAGAUCAAGCUUCAGCACUCCUCUUCUUCACCUAAUAAUGGAUGUUUCAUCGGGAAGAUGGUUCUCUGAAAUGGGCAUGGUAGACGACGACGAUUAUGAGUUUCUCAAUCAGUGCCACUUCAACGCUCUGAAUAACGAUUUCCCACCAUCUUUCUCUUCCGCUGUGACAGUGAGCGGUUCUUCCGACGAAACUUUUCAUACCACCAAGCAGCCAGGAACGACCAACAGCUGGAACUCCUGCACCACCUCUAAUGACCAUUCUUCUUCCCCUGCCUCUCAGCUCAUCUGUUUCCAGAAUCCAAAGGAGGAGGCCCUGUCACCUAUCAAUAUGAAUAGGCAGUACUCUUCAUCGUCUAUGCUUUCAAAUGAGAACAAAACCCAUCAACCAAACCCCAAUCGCGGAACCAAAAGGUCUCAGUCAGCUACAACUACAAGAAGUCCUUCUCACGCUCAAGAUCAUAUCUUGGCCGAGAGAAAACGAAGAGAGAAGCUUAGCCAGCGAUUUAUAGCUCUCUCUGCCAUUGUUCCUGGCCUCAAGAAGAUGGAUAAGGCUUCGGUGCUUGGAGAUGCAAUCAAGCACGUUAAGCAUCUUCAAGAACGGGUGAAAGUGCUUGAAGAACAGACCAAAAAGAGGACUAUGGAGUCCGUGGUUUUUGUGAAGAAAUCUCAGUUGGUUUCUGCAGAUGAUGGAUCAAGUUUGUGCGAUCAGAACUGCGAUGAUGCUGGAUUUCCUGAGAUCGAAGCAAGAGUCGCGGACAAGGACGUGCUAAUUCGGAUUCAGUUUGAGAAACAGCGGGGUGUUAUAGGCAAAAUACUGGAGCAAAUAGAGAAACUUGAUCUGUGUAUUGUGAAUAGCCGUGUCUUGCCUUUCGGGAAUUCCACUCUUGACAUCACCGUAAUUGCUCAGAUGGAUGAUGAAUUCUCCAUGACAGUGAAGGAACUAGUGCAAAAACUACGAGUGCUUCUUUUGAACUUCAUUUGAUGAGGACCAAUGCUUUGACAGCUUCAUUACCAUUCGUAAUUGCACGUCAAAAGCUUCAAGUUCAAGCAAUCAAUGGAAGUAAAAACAAGCAUUAAUGGAUUCCUCUCCAAACUUGUCUCCUUUUUUCUAGACCAUUUGAUUUGGGGGUUCUUCCUUUUUGCGUGAUCCAAUGAAUAAUUACAAAAGAAGAUCUCUCUUUCAUCUACAUGUGUUUGUGUUUAUUGUUGUCUAUGUUUCUUAGAGGAGAGUAAUCAAUAGAGCACUUUGAUUUCGUUUUCUUUUUACUUGUUUUAGGUCAGUGGGUGGUGAAGUUUCUCCUUGAAUUGCAAUUUAAUUACAUUGUAUAAAACUCUCCCUUUUCUUUUCUUCUUUUUUCAUUUGUUUCCAAUGUAUAGAAUGCUCUUGCCUUUUUCAUUCUA
Tripterygium wilfordii is the source of this 1530-nucleotide messenger RNA. RefSeq names its product transcription factor bHLH25. The coding region runs from base 167 to 1111 and encodes 314 amino acids. The record is from RefSeq and is a predicted model, not a curated record. The transcript has 4 exons. Gene Ontology annotation, molecular function: protein dimerization activity. NCBI's taxonomy places the organism in Eukaryota, Viridiplantae, Streptophyta, Magnoliopsida, Celastrales, Celastraceae.